This is a messenger RNA of Agelaius phoeniceus (red-winged blackbird), 3565 nucleotides long. Lineage: Eukaryota; Metazoa; Chordata; Aves; Passeriformes; Icteridae. The record is from RefSeq and is a predicted model, not a curated record.
AUGGCGCUGGGCCCCGCUCUGCUGCUCGCGGCGGUGCUGGCGCUGCCCGCCCCGGGCUCCCCCGUGUCCCCCCCCGGGGGUCCCGGCCCCCCCCGCCUCCGGGUCCGUUUCUCCCCCCCCCCGCUGCUGCCCCGGGGCGGCUUCAGGCUCGUUCUGUGCCCGCUGCUCUGCCGGAACGGGGGCGUCUGCGCCCACCCCCAGCGCUGCCUCUGCCCCCCCCAAUUCACCGGCAAAUUUUGUCACCUCCCCGCGGGCAACGGCACCGCCCGAGCCCAAAGCCCCCGGAACGCGCCCGAGAAUCCCCGAAAUGUCCACGAGGGGGCGCCCCAGGCCUUGACCCGCUCCAUCUACACCCUGCCCUUGAGCAACCACCGCGAGGAGGAGGAUGGUGCGCAGUCCAUGGUGAGCGUCCUGGUGCAGCAUCCCCCGCAGGCCAUGGUGACGAUUCACAGCGUGGAGCGGGUGCGGGGCGGCCCCGAGCCCUCCCCGAGCCCCCCGCCCCAAUUCCCGGUGCUGGCCCAGAGGGGACCCGGCCGGGACCCCCCCGCCCAGGAGAACUCGGGCUUCGGGUAUUGCUUCAGGCACCUGAGGGGCGGCCAGUGCAGCUCCCCUCUGCCCGGGCUCCGCACCAGGGACAUUUGCUGCCGGGGGGGGGCCGGGGUCGCCUGGGGGGUCCGCGAGUGUCACCCGUGCCAGGGCCACGCCCGUGCCACCCCCUCCCUUGCAGAGCCGUGCCCGCAGGGAUUCCAGCGGCAGAACGGAACCUGCGUGGACGUGGACGAGUGCCAGGAGGGGGCUCUGUGCCAGCUCGGGCUCUGCACCAACACCCGCGGCAGCUUCGCCUGCCUGUGCCCGCCCGGAUUCCUGCUGGACUCCUCCCGCUCCCGCUGCAUCUCCCAGCAGGUGCUGUCCGAGGCCCGCGGUCCCUGUUUCCGGCUGCUGCGGGAGGGCGGGGGCUGCGCGCUGCCCACCCUGCGCAACAUCACCCGCCAGGUUUGCUGCUGCAGCCGCGUGGGCAAAGCCUGGGGGGGCUCCUGCCUGCUCUGCCCCCCCUUCGGAUCCGAGGGGUUCCGGGAGAUCUGCCCGGCCGGGCCCGGCUAUCACUACUCGGCCUCGGACCUGAGGAUCAACACCCAAUUCCUGGGCCAGGAUGGGGCGGGGGUCCCGCUGGGGCCCCCCCUGAGCACCCCCAUGACCCCCGUGUCCCCGUGCCAGCGCGACCCCUCCGUGUGCGGCCCCGGGCGCUGCGUGCCCCGGGGGGGAGGGGGCUACACCUGCCUGUGCCGGGGGGGCUUCUGGCUGAGCCCCCAGGGCACCCAUUGCGUGGACAUCGAUGAGUGCCGCCAGGUGCCCCCUCCGUGCUCCCCGGGGCGCUGUGAGAACUCCGUGGGCGGCUUCAGGUGCCUCUGCGGCCCCGGCUUCACCUCCGAGCCCGCGGGCACCGAGUGCCGAGAUGUGGACGAGUGCUCCCAGGUGCGGCCCUGCGCCCACGGGCGCUGCGAGAAUCGACCGGGGGGGUUCGAGUGCGUCUGCCCGGGGGGGGUACCGGGGGCACGGGGGAGUGUCCCCUCAGACAUCGAUGAGUGCGAGAACCACCUGGCGUGUCCUGGCCAGGAGUGCGUGAACACCCCGGGCUCCUUCCGGUGCCAGCCCUGCCCCGACGGCUUCCACCUGCGCCAGGGGCGCUGCGCAGACGUGGACGAGUGCUCGGGGGGCUCCCCCUGCGCCCCCCACGGCCGCUGCCUCAACACCGCCGGCUCCUUCCGCUGCGAGUGCCACCGCGGCUACCGCGCCACCGCCGGCGCCAGCGCCUGCCAGGACGUCAACGAGUGCCUGGAGGGCGACUUCUGCUUCCCGCACGGCGAGUGCAUCAACACGGCCGGCUCCUUCCGCUGCCUCUGCGCCGACGGCUUCGCCACCACCGCCGACGGCGCCGCCUGCACCGAUGUGGACGAGUGCCAGCGUGGGGCCGUCUGCGCCGGCGGGCGCUGCCUCAACACCGAGGGCUCCUUCCAGUGCCAGUGCCCGGCCGGGUUCCGCACCGACGACGCCAAGGCCGAGUGCCGCGACGUGGACGAGUGCCAGGAGUACGGGGCCGGGCUCUGCGGGGCGCAGCGCUGCGAGAACAUUCCGGGCUCCUAUCGCUGUGUGCCCGAGUGCCAGCCGGGAUUCCGGCCUGGAGACGGCGGGGACUGCAUCGACAUGGACGAGUGCCAGGAGUACGGGGCCGGGCUCUGCGGGGCGCAGCGCUGCGAGAACAUUCCGGGCUCCUAUCGCUGCGUGCCCGAGUGCCAGCCGGGAUUCCGGCCCGGGGACGGCGGGGACUGCAUCGACGUGGACGAGUGCUCCAACGGGACCCUGUGCGGUGCCCACGCCACCUGCCACAACCUGCCCGGCUCCUUCCAGUGCGCCUGUGACCCCGGCUACGAGACCGCCCGGCACGGCCACCACUGCGUGGACGUGGACGAGUGCCAGACGCUGCGCGGGGUUUGUGGGGCCGAGCGCUGCGAGAACGUCGAGGGCUCCUUCCUGUGCCUGUGCCCCGACUCCCGGCAGGAGUUCGACCCCGUCACCGGCCGCUGCGGGGCCCUGCCGACCCCACAGAGCCCCCAAAGCCGGGCCUGUGGGGUCCUGGCCCCGAACGUGACCCGCCCGCAGUGCUGCUGCACCCUGGGGUGGGCAUGGGGGAUGCUCACCUGUCCCUGUGUCCCCACGGGCCCGGCCGCCUCCCCGAGACCCCCCAGGGCCCCCCUGCAGGGGGUGUCCCUGCGAUUCGGGGGUGUCUCUGCCCCCCCAGAUGUCGAUGAGUGCUCCCUGUUCGGGCCCGAGCUCUGCCGGGGGGGGCUCUGUGUCAACGCCGCCCCCUCCUUCAGCUGCUUCUGCCCCAGCGGCUUCUACUUCGAGCAGGAGCACCUGCAGUGCGUGGACAACGACGAGUGUGCGGCGGCCGAGGCCGAGCCGUGCCUGGGGGGGCUCUGUGUCAACACCGUGGGCUCCUACCUGUGCUCCUGCCCCCCCCCGCUCAUCCUGGACCCCUCCCAGCGCCGCUGCGUGGCCAACGACACCGACCCGGAGGGGUCCCUGGCCGUGUGCUGGCAGGAGGUGGGGCCGGACCUGGUGUGCGGGCGGCCCCGGCGCGCUGCCCCCGUCACCUACACCGAGUGCUGCUGCCUGUACGGGCAGGCCUGGGGCAUGGAGUGCGCGCUCUGCCCCGCCCCGCACAGCGACGAUUUCGAGCUCCUCUGCAACGUCCUGAGACCCCCAAACUUCGCCCCCCCCCUCUACGACCCCUCCCCCAAUUUCCCCCCGCCCCAAUUCGGGCCCCUCCCCCCCCCUUACGGGGGCCCCCCCGAAUUUUUUGGGGAGUUCCGCCCCCAUUACGACCCCUCCCCUUAUUACGGGGGUGGGGCAGGGGGCGUGGCCUACGACCCCCUGGUGGGGGGAGAGGAGGAGUGCGGGGUCCUGAGCGGCUGCACCCACGGGCGCUGCGUCCGCGUGGGCGACGCCUUCACCUGCGCCUGCGACCCCGGCUUCCACCUGGACCCCGCCCGCCUCGACUGCCUGG